ACUUCUCGCGUCCAGUCCCGGGCCUUCGCUCUCGGCCGCCUGGAGCGUACUCGGGGCCGACGUUCUACGUAGGAGGAGUGCAGUGCGCGCGCGCAUGACGCAGUUGCCCAUGGUAACCGGGAGCCGCGUAGAGGAUGGGUUUGCUGUCAAUUCUGCGUAAAUUGAAGAGUGCGCCAGACCAGGAGGUAAGGAUCCUCCUCCUGGGAUUGGAUAAUGCUGGCAAGACCACACUUUUGAAACAGCUAGCAUCUGAAGAUAUCACCCACAUCACUCCAACACAGGGUUUCAACAUUAAAAGUGUGCAAGCACAAGGCUUCAAGCUGAAUGUGUGGGACAUCGGCGGACAGAGGAAGAUCAGGCCAUAUUGGAGGAAUUAUUUUGAGAAUACUGAUAUCCUGAUUUAUGUCAUUGAUAGUGCAGACAGGAAGAGAUUUGAAGAAACAGGUCAGGAGCUAGCGGAGCUCGUAGAUGAAGAGAAGCUAAGCGGUGUUCCUGUGCUCAUCUUUGCGAACAAACAGGAUUUGCUGACGGCAGCCCCUGCUGCAGAGAUCGCAGAGGGUCUGAACUUGCACACGAUCCGUGACAGAGUCUGGCAGAUUCAGUCUUGUUCAGCCCUCACAGGAGAGGGCGUGUCGGAUGGCAUGAACUGGGUCUGCAGAAAUGUCAACGCAAAGAAGAAAUAAGUUGAACUGAGUUGCAUGCAAUUGGAGGAACUGCAGGAGCCAAAUACACUAGCUGGCUGCUGGUGUCUGACCAAAUAUUUUUCCAUCUGCAACUAGCUACAGCUGUUAAAAAUGGGAACGGCAGCUAAGUCUACUGCUCAAAUUGGAACUUUAUCUGCUCUUCAGUAACAUUCCCCACUUUAACUGCAUUUCCCUCUCCCCAUCUCUCCCCCCCCCCCAGCGUAAAUAGUAUUAAAGGUCUUGACUUUCAUCUGCCUAAACAAUGAGAUUUGAAAACGGGAUCAGGUUGCAGUCUGGCCUAAAGACUUCGGGUGGGUUCCACAGAGUUAGGAUGACCAUAGCAACGCGUAUGAAAUCACUCAGGAUGCUCACCUAGCCCCGUUCAUUCAUCAACCAGUGAUGUUUCGUUAGCAGCACUUGUGCUUCAAUUUAGAAAUGGUAAGUUCCUUUGUAUAAUGUUGGCAAGAUACUUAUAUGGCCUCAUGAAGAGCCUUUAUUGUAACAAUAUGUACAGGUGUCUCUGCCCUUCAUUUCAAAACCAUAUGUUGCAAUUCAAAUUCCUAACAGUCUGAAUGUAAGAAGCAGCAGGGCAUGAGGUAUGCUAUAAUUUGUUCAUAUAAAACCGUGACAGGCUGCAAUGCAGUGUUGCAUUUAUGGCUGGCAAAAACAUUUCCAAGAAUUUAGGGUCAGUAGGGACCAAGAGCUCUUUGGCAUUCAGUCUAGUUGCACUGUGUAUUAACUCACUCUGUCAGGCUGGAGUUCAGUAGCAUAGUGGCAGUAAAUUCAGUGUGCAAAGUCUUCCUGCAAGUCCUUUUUGAGGGCGGCUUUGUGGCAGGUUUGGAUUCAGUACCCUUGAAACCAACAACCCAUGUAGUAAAGCUGCUUAUCCCAGGUAGUCCAAAUAGUUGUGGACUGUGAGUUUAGCAGGGACAAUGUGAUGGCUCGUCUGUCCAUAUGUGUCAUUGUUCUGGCUGUACGGCCUGUUGUCCCUAUUUUGCCACUCUGUGCUGCUUUCUGCACAUCCAGUGGAGAACUGCAUUGCCGAACUAACUGUGCAGGAAGUGGCAGUCUGGGUGUGUUCAAAAAGAGAGAUCCUUCCCUUCAGGAAGUAUUUGAUCAAUCUUAGUAGGGGGCUAGGGAGAAAGUUAUAGAUUUGCCAAGGGAAGCGUUGCUGCAUCGGGCCCAAGUGCAAGAACAGAAAGCCCAAAUGAGUCUGUAAUGAACACUCAUGGGGAAGAGGGAUGAAAGAAGCACCUGGCCCUUUGAGGAAAUAGUCAUACUGUAUGAUUGACAAAUCACAGCAUAUCGCCACAACACCAGGAUAUGGCAUCGUUGGCUGCUUCUUGUCGCUAGGUUGUCUGCUAAAUUUGUCCAAGUUCAGAGUAAUUUGGUUGAGGGCGGUCUUGCAUGCAAUGAAUUUAGCACGCAGCAUGCAGAUUAUAGCCAGAGUUUAGGGCUGAAAAUGCCAUGGCAACUGUGGCAGUGCCCUUGCUCAUUCCUGGUGGGAGGGAGCCAUCUUGCUUGCCUACAGCUCAGGCGGCGUGCAUGCCUUGUGGAGAGCCAGUGUGUGUUAGCUGUUUUCAGACAUUCCUUGACCAAUAUAAUCCAUUGUCAUUCAUGAUUUUGUGGUAGUUGCUUAUUCCCUAUUAAUCUAGAGGCAGCAACUGCAAAUUUAGGAGAGUCAGACUCUGUCUUGCUGCUUGGUGGUUUGCAAAAACAUAAAUUCUAGAUUAGAUUAGAUAUAUUAAAUCUCUGUCUCAUCUACUUCGGGCAGUUUAUGAGGGAAAUAAAACCAUAAACAUUACAAGAAUUACGAGUAAUAAAAUAAAGCACAGGUAACAAUCGAAAUCAAUCCAUUAAGAUCCCCCAAGCAAUACAGUUUAAAAUAUGUAUUUCCACAGACUAGCAAAAGAUGACUAAAAGCAGAUACUUCAUAUUGCUCCAUACCUUUUGGGAAGCUGGUGACAUGUUGCAAUUAAUGAUUUAUGUUUUUUAAAAUACAUUCUUUCUCUAGAGGUCCACUGUAUACAAGCCACUGCAGAAAGUUUUUCUGCACUUGUUGUCCAAUUUUAAAGAAAUAAAAUUGCGCUGCAAUUAUUCAGUCCAGAUGUUGGAAAGGCCUGUCUGCAUAAUGUCUGCAAGAUUCUCCCCUAAAACCCAACAGCCAUCAGUCAGUCUGUUCAGCUCAGGAGAAUGUACGUUUUCUUCAUUGUUCUUCAACCUAAAAAUUACCCCCAGCUCACAAAUUGUGAAGCAAACUCACAACUUUACCUUUGAGCACUAAUUACAGCUCUCCAAACCUAAACAGUAAGUGCAAAUUGUCCCAUUUUUUUCCUGGUUCUGUCCCUAUCUCUUCUCUUGCUGAAAACGUAUAUUGUGGGGGAAAGGGGAUCUCACUGGUUGCAAGUGCAGCUCAUCAAACCAGAAAAAGCCAUUGAUUUCAACAAGCCCCAAAACUCUAGAUUUCAUACCUGCAUUAAGCUCAAACCACUUAGAGCUAACUAGAUCUUCUAAGAACGACAAGAUGGGAUUGGUCCAAUGAUCCCAAAGGCUUAUACUGAGUGGAUGCUUCACAAGCAACAUGUAAGAAAUAGGACAGUUAUGGAACCAUUGCCCUCUGUUGUUCUUAACAAAGAGAAAAAGAUUAUCCUGAGCAUGAGAAUGCACAUCUUCUGACUAAUUUAGUUAACAGCUGUUCUUGAACCAAUCCUCCAUGAUUUGAUCUAUUCUUUUAAAAAAAAUCUGGUUCUAUUAUUGGCCUUCACAGUAUUCCUAGCUCUGCACACUUGGUAUGUACUGUGUGAAACAGAUUUUCAUUACUUACAUACCAUAGAAGCUAUGCUCCAAGUCCUUGGCAAGCUAUUUGGCCAGUAAAUUAUCCUUCAUUUUAAAAAAAAUAAUUGCAUAUUUCCUAUUUGGAUGUCACUAAGCUGUCUUGAUACAUUUAAAGGCAAGCCAAAAUGGCUGAAAUAUAGCUUGAGGGGCCUGAGUUACUACUGUAACACAUUAGAAUGAAAAGAGAGCAUGGUUCAGAUGUGGUUCAUUUAUUUACGCUUUUGACACAUGGUUACAUCUACUCUCCACAAAGACCUUUUUUAUAUGCCAGAUUAUGCUCAGAUGCUUUACAAAGCCAUAGCUGCAAACUCUACCCAGUGCACCAUCUCUGCUUUUCCAUUCUCUUACUUUAGGGGACAUCCAGUGUUUAUGAGCUCUUAGUUUUCUUCUCUCUUUUUUGAAGUUAAUGAAAAGGGUAUGUGAUGAUACUUGGUGACGUUAUGCCUCAGUGUAUAUGUUUAGCUGUUUGGCAAACUUGAAUAAAAUUUAGUAGAAAUGA
This is a messenger RNA of Elgaria multicarinata webbii, 4017 nucleotides long. It is a transcript of the gene ARL3, whose product is annotated as ADP ribosylation factor like GTPase 3. Gene Ontology annotation, cellular component: microtubule cytoskeleton; cytoplasm. Gene Ontology annotation, biological process: cilium assembly. Lineage: Eukaryota; Metazoa; Chordata; Lepidosauria; Squamata; Anguidae. The record is from RefSeq and is a predicted model, not a curated record. Gene Ontology annotation, molecular function: GTP binding; GTPase activity. Bases 135 to 683 code for a protein of 182 amino acids. The transcript is spliced from 6 exons.